GGUGGGUCCCGGUGCUGCAGCAGCCGCAGCGCCGGCCGCGGCUCGGGCUCCCGCUCCCGGGCAUUUAAAGGGGACGCGGCGGCGGCCCGGGGGGAUGGGGGUCAAGUGGAGGGGACGGCUCAGACGCACAUCAUCCACGGUCCCUCGGGACUGGAGGGACUCGUGAGCCGAAGCCAAGAAAUCCGGGGGUGGAUAAGACACCGCGUCCCCUUCCAAUUCCCGUAAGCACCGCUUACUCCAUCCUGCGCUUAAAUACCUUACCUAGACCCCCUCCCCACUCCUUACACUUCAAACUCUGCCGGGACAGAGCUCUGCCGCCACUGUUCCCACCCUGAGAGAGAAACUUAGAGAUCCUGACCUCUUUUGGAGACCCUCUUAGUGACCACAAGGGUUUGAUCACUCAGGACAAAGCUGCCAGAGGAGCUCUGCAGAUCAGCUGGAGGCCAACAGAGUCCCUAGAGGUGGUGCUCAGGGUGAUACAGUGACGAUGAGUGGGUGUCUUCCAGUUGCUGGCCUCCGAUGCCUGACUAGGGUAUGCCGUGGCCUGGCGAGGGAGGCUUCUACCUUCCCAAGCCCCACUGCUUCUCCUGCUGCCCGCUUGCUUCGGACUCUGGCAGAAACCCCACCUGCUGACACGUUCCUCCCAGGGAAUUGGUCUUGGACGUGCCAGCGCCUUUGGCCGUGGCCCGCUAACCAGCCUCUCCCUGGCCGGCUCCCGCCGCGCCCCCUCUCGCUUGUCCCUUCUUCCUCCUCCUGCUCCCCUCCCUCCUGCUCCCAGGACAGCGGGAUGGCUGCUCAAGGCACACCGCGCUUCCUCUUGACCUUCGACUUCGACGAGACCAUUGUGGACGAAAACAGCGACGACUCCAUCGUGCGCGCUGCGCCAGGCCAGCGGCUGCCCGAGAGCCUGCGAGCCACCUACCGCGAGGGGUUCUACAACGAAUACAUGCAGCGCGUCUUCAAGUACCUGGGUGAGCAGGGCGUGCGGCCUCGGGACCUAAGCGCUAUCUACGAGGCCAUCCCCCUGUCUCCGGGUAUGGGAGACUUGCUGCAGUUUGUAGCCAAGCAGGGCUCCUGCUUCGAGGUUAUUCUCAUCUCGGAUGCCAACACCUUUGGUGUGGAGAGCGCCCUGCGCGCGGCCGGCCACCACGGCCUGUUCCGCCGCAUCCUCAGCAACCCAUCUGGGCCUGACGCUCAGGGACUGCUGGCGCUGCGGCCCUUCCACACGCAUAGCUGCACGCGCUGCCCAGCCAACAUGUGCAAGCACAAGGUGCUCAGCGACUACCUGCGCGAGCGGGCCCACGAUGGUGUGCACUUCGAGCGCCUCUUCUACGUGGGCGACGGUGCGAAUGAUUUCUGCCCCAUGGGGCUGCUGGCGGGCGGUGAUGUGGCCUUCCCGCGCCGCGGCUACCCCAUGCACCGCCUCAUUCAGGAGGCACAGAAGGCCGAACCCAGCUCCUUCCGUGCCAGCGUGGUGCCCUGGGAAACGGCCACCGAAGUGCGCCUCCAUCUGCAACAGGUGCUGAAGACGUGCUGAGCACUGCCGCCUAGAGGGGGCGCCCGGGGCAAGAGCGGGGAGGAAGGGCGGGGAGGAGAAACUGGGAAAGACAAACCUAGUUUUACUACUCCCUUUCCCCUUUCGCUUUGCUAUGUCCCUCCGGAAAUUUCUGGAAUUUCGUUCAUUUGGGGGCCAGGAGAGGAGUUCGGAACGGUCACUAACUAUGCCGUUAACCCAGAUCAGCUGCUGUCCCCUGCAGCAAACCGUUUAAUUCUGGAGUCUGGUCCUUGGGGGAGUGGCGUGCAUACCUUUUGAAAGACAGCAGUGUUUCCAAAACCCUGUGCUCUGAACUGGGAGGUGGGGGCUUCUUGACAGAUAAGAAAAGGAACACCUCCCACUGCUUUAACUGCUGCCUCGGGCUGCGUAACCUCCCCUUCCCCCAGUCUUUCCUCAAGGGGGGACCCAGGAUUCCAAACUCCUCGGGGCACCGGACUCUCCGUGGAGACAGAUGAUCCUCUCUGCUGACAGCUCCAGGCCUCCUGGAUCUUGCUUCAGCCCCGGAAAUCUCACUAUUUCUGUGCUCGCAACACCUUGCCGCCCCCCUCCUACCCCGUCAGCACCUCUACACAGUAAAAAAGAAAAAAGGAAAAAAAAAAAAAAAGCCAGCAGGAUAGUCGCCUCCUAGUGGUGGAGUGAGGUUGCACACCGUCCACCUCAGGUUAACGCCAGCCAGGGACUUCACUGCGUGCGAAGGUGUCUCCUUGCACCCCAGCCUCGUCUAUGCAUCAAGAGCCCAGGGACUUCACCAAAGUCGUCCUCCACGUCCCCCUCUUUCCAUAUGGAACAGGAAGCCAUGAUGUUUUUAAGCAGAGCCAGGGAAACCCAAGCCCCUUCUCCCUCUGGUGUUUGAGAACUAUAAAGGAGGUGAAGGGGGA
This is a messenger RNA of Ictidomys tridecemlineatus (thirteen-lined ground squirrel), 2433 nucleotides long. The record is from RefSeq and is a predicted model, not a curated record. Lineage: Eukaryota; Metazoa; Chordata; Mammalia; Rodentia; Sciuridae.